AUUUGUCUAAUUUUACUACAGUAAAUUCUUAUAUUGAUUUAUUUCAUUUAAAUUUGCAUUUUUAUUGAGAUAAAAGUCAUUACGUAACAUAUUGAAAAUAUUAUUUGUCGGAAAACGCAUUUGUUGUUUGUUAACCACAGAAAUACAACUCUGUAAUGGCGGGCAACCGUGUCGAAGUGUUUUCCAUAUUUUCAAUCUGGUUUUAAUUUGUAAUAAUGUUUCUUGAAUAAUUAGAAUCAUGAGGCAGUUAGACUUGUGUCGGUGUUGUCUCGCAGUUGGCUGUGACAAAGACAUUUCGGAGGAAUACGAGGAAGAUGGACGCAAGGAAGUGUAUUCCGAUAUGAUGUUAGAUACGUUCAAUAUUUUUAUAUCCAACGACGAUGUGGGUGGCAAGUGCCAGAUCUGCGAGGACUGCAUCUUACGUCUGCGGGAGGCUUCGGCGUUCAAGGCUCAGGUCAUAGGAGCCGGGAAGGCCAUCUCGCAGAAACUGAAGAAUACGAAGAUGGAGUCGGAGGAUGAUGAAGCAGAAGAGGUGGUAAAAGAGGAACACAUAAAGGUGGAAGAAUGUGAGGUGGAGCUUUCCUAUGAGGGCUUCGAUUUCACACAGUUCACUGAGAGCAACGAUGAUGAUGAGAUCUACAUCAUAAAGCUGGAGGACGGGUCCUGCGUGGCGGGCGCCGGCGACGAGAUGCGGAGCCUCCUGGACCCGGAGUUAGCGAGCCCUAAACGUAAAGUUGCCCCUAAACCGAGAAAAGAGAAACAAAAGAAGACACAAACCGAUGUGACUCAACGGCACCUUGAUAUGCGUUCCAACUCUCUCAAGCUAGUCCGGAACUCCAACAUGUGCCUCUUUAAAGCCGGACGAGCCAAGUUCAGCUGCCACUACUGCUUCCAAUCAUACCCCGACAUAGCACAACUUCGAGAUCAUUCACAAACACACUCGCAUACUAAAGAAUUCAACAUCAAAAUCAAUCCGGUCUCACAUCUAUGCUACAAAAAGGUAGACAUCUCCUCGCUUCACUGCGCUAGGUGUCUCGAACCUUGCAACACCAUCGAAGACUUACAAGAACACCUAACAGUCAUCCAUGAUUUCAAUUUCACCGAUGAUGGACACUUACUAAUACCUUUCAAACUAGAUAAAGGUUUCUACUGCGCUAUAUGUAGCUUACUUUGCAAUACUUUCGCAUAUCUAAGUAUGCAUAUGAAUUCUCAUUUCCCUAACUACGUCUGUGAGACCUGCGGGGCUGCUUACAUAAACUUCAAGAACUUAGACGUACAUAGAAGAGUUGUACAUUUAAGGAAAUGCAAACAAUGCUUACAAGAUAAAUGUACGUGUAAGGAAGUUAAAAUCACCGGACGGCAGAAUUCACGAAAGUGCCUAGAGUGUAAUAUUACUUUUAAGUAUUCUUAUUUAUAUAAAGAACAUAAUUAUCAAGUACACGGUGCAAAAAGACCUUUAGCAACUUGUGAUGUGUGUAAUAAAAUAUUUUUAACACCAAAUAACUUGAAAUUACAUAUACGUAGAAUACAUAAUGCUGAAAGAAAUCAUAUAUGUGGGAUAUGUCAUAUGAGUUUUUUCACAGCACAUGGUAUGAGAAAACAUAUAAGAAGGACGCAUACUGAUGUGGAGAUAAAACCAUAUGCUUGUGAACACUGCGCGUGCAAGUUUAAAAUGAAAUAUUCGUUGAGUAAGCAUUUGAAGAACCGUCAUGGACGCAGGAUGGAUGGAAGGCUGUUUAGUGAAGGGUUGACUUUGGAGGCGAUGCAUAAUACGGCCGUUUGAAAUUAUGACCUGAGAAAUGUGCUAAUUUAGAACUAGUGCGGAAAAAACACCAUGUCUACUGAAAUAGUACAUUGUGUAUUAAGGGCGGAAAGUGAAGGAUUACGAACGAGAGGCUGUUAGAAGCCGCCCUUGAUAUAUGGGUAUUUUCAAAAAUUGGAACCCAAAAAUUGUAAAAAUUAACUCGAUGACGAUUUUGUGACGACAAUUAAGAAUAAAAUUGAUCUAAAAACCAACUUUUUUCAUGUUAUAAAUGAAGAAUAUUGCUACACACAAAAGCAAUAUUUUUGUCGUCACAAAACUGACAUCGAGUUAAUUUUUGUUAACAACGUUCACUAAUUUUGGGUCCCACACACACACAAUCACGCCUGUAUCCCAUAAAGGGGUAGGCAGAACACAUGAAACUACUAAAGCUUCAGUGCCACUCUUGGCAAAUAAGGGGUUGAAAGAAAACGAAACUGUGACAUUGCAGUCCCAAUCUUUGAAAAUGCCCAAUACAUCAUGUUUUUAUCCCAGUCGCGAAGUAAUAACCAAAAUUUCAACUAAAUGUAUUGAAUUACCUACGCUGACAUUUCGAACAUUCGUCUAUCAUGUAAUUUUUGACAGGUCGUGGAAGG
Messenger RNA from Leguminivora glycinivorella, 2397 nucleotides. Its product is annotated as zinc finger protein 43-like. The transcript is spliced from 5 exons. Gene Ontology annotation, biological process: regulation of transcription by RNA polymerase II. Lineage: Eukaryota; Metazoa; Arthropoda; Insecta; Lepidoptera; Tortricidae. The coding region runs from base 239 to 1783 and encodes 514 amino acids. The record is from RefSeq and is a predicted model, not a curated record. Gene Ontology annotation, molecular function: RNA polymerase II transcription regulatory region sequence-specific DNA binding; DNA-binding transcription factor activity, RNA polymerase II-specific; zinc ion binding. Gene Ontology annotation, cellular component: nucleus.